Molecule: messenger RNA, 1396 nt
Organism: Cucumis melo (muskmelon)
Lineage: Eukaryota; Viridiplantae; Streptophyta; Magnoliopsida; Cucurbitales; Cucurbitaceae
Product: thioredoxin-like fold domain-containing protein MRL7L, chloroplastic
Exons: 6
Coding region: 169-1212 (347 amino acids)
Biological process (GO): regulation of DNA-templated transcription; chloroplast organization
Cellular component (GO): chloroplast stroma
Source: RefSeq, a predicted model, not a curated record
AAAAAAUGAAAAAGAAAAAAAAAAUCGGCAAUUUGAUAACUCGAUAUGAGAAGAAGAUGGGACGGGACGGGAGAGAGAAGGGAAAUAUUUUGGAGAUUUCUGGGGCUUUAGUUUCUGGGUGUGGAGGGGUUUCAAAUGACUAUUUGAGCUUGGUAUUCAAUUCAUGAAAUGGCGCUGCAACAUACACUGGGUUUACUGUCUCUGGCUUUGCCUUCCUCAAAUUGCAAAUUUGAAGGGGGCGCUUUAUUUGUGUCAACCAGUUCCCAUACCACCAAUCUUCUCUCUUCUUGGACCUUGGAGUCUUCCUAUCCUUCAUCCAUCUCUUUCAUGAAGUUUCCUUUCCGGGGUAGUUGUUUUAGAAGCAGCACUCUAAGGGCCUAUAGAACCGCAGGGUCAAUUAAGCCUGGUGAUGGAAAGAAGAAGAAAGGACAAGCAGGUAUGGACUCAGAUGAGGAAGAUGAUUCUUCUUCAGCAAAGCAGCUAGACGCUGAGCCUAUGGAUGCUGAAGAGAGACAGGAAUGGAGGGAGAAGAUUAGGAAAGUGAUUGAUAUGAACCCCAAUGUUGAGGAGGAGAUAGACAACAUGGAAAGGAAAAGAAAGAUGCAAAAACUUCUCGCUGAGUAUCCUCUUGUUGUGGAAGAGGAGGAUCCUGAUUGGCCUGAGGAUGCAGAUGGUUGGGGUUUCAACUUGGGUCAGUUUUUUGAUAAGAUCACCAUCAAGAAUAAGAAAAAAGACAAUAAAUUUGAUGAUGAUAAAGAUGACACUGAUAAUGAAAUAGUUUGGCAAGAUGACAACUACAUUCGGCCAAUUAAGGACAUAACAAUUUCUGAAUGGGAGGAGGCUGUGUUCAAAGAUAUUAGUCCACUAAUCAUUUUUGUACAUAAUCGCUACAAAAGGCCAAAGGAAAAUGAAAAAGUUCGCAAGGAGCUGGAGAAUGCUAUACACAUAAUAUGGAAUUGCAAUCUGCCUUCGCCAAGAUGUGUUGCUGUUGACGCUGUUGUUGAAUGCAACUUGGUCUCUGCUCUUCAAGUGUCUGCCUUUCCAGAGAUUAUCUUCACUAAAGCAGGGAAAAUCUUAUACCGUGAGAAGGGAUUUGUAAGUGCAGACGAGUUGUCCAAAAUAAUGGCAUUCUUCUACUAUGGAGCAGCUAAGCCACCAUGUUUAAAUGACGUUGGGGAUUAUCAGGAGACGAUCCCUUCAGUUUCUCCCUAAUUGUACCAUAGAAGGAUAGGGUAUGUAAUCGUUUAAAAGAAAUUUGAAGUGUAAAUUAUGCUCUUUUAGGUUUGUUGUAGACGAGUGCAAUCAGUUUGUUGGGCCAAAUAUUUUUGGAAAGGCUGAAGAACAUCAGUUAUACAACUUACGAUGAGAUAGCAAGAGCAGCUAGUUGAUUCUUGUA